AAGUAUUAUGUUGACAUAGAAAGAAAAGAAGUUGGUUUUGAUUUAUCUUUACAUUCAAAAGAUACAAAUGAAAAAUAUAGACUGUAUGAACAGGCAGGUAACUAUACGCUACAUCAAAGUCAAAGAAUCAAGAAUAAUUUUUUGGAUAAGCAGAUGGAAGCUGCCCUUCGGCAUUACAUAGGAAAGUCUGAACCAGAUAAAAAUGACAAAAUGGAAAGAAAACAAGAGAAAAGGAUCCACGUGCAAAGAAAAAUAAAAAAGAAUAUGUCAGCUUUAACCAUGCCUGACCGCUUUUUAGAUAAUUGUGUCUACCCGAGCAGCAUAAACCCAAAAUCAUGUGACCUGGAAGAUAUUUCAUCAAACCUCAUUUAUAACCGUCCACCCGACAUUUCACAUGGAGAGUUUAAAAGACUUGUUGCUUCGGCUGCAGAUCUUAUUGUAGCCACUACUCCAGGCUGUCCUUUACCACACAUCUUCAUCAACACAAAGUCAAAGGGCAAUCUUCAGGUGUUAAGAUACCAACCUGCAGGCAGGAGCCUCCUUCCAGCAAAGAGUCAUCAACUCUGAAUAAGGAGUGUCACACCCAAUUUGUAGAAAAUGAGGAUUUUGGUUCAACAAAGCUUCAUACUAUACCUGAGUGCUCUUCAAAGGU
Molecule: messenger RNA, 652 nt
Organism: Staurois parvus
Lineage: Eukaryota; Metazoa; Chordata; Amphibia; Anura; Ranidae
Source: the annotation of a GenBank genome assembly